CCCAGCUGACACAUAAAGAAGAGUCUCUGUGUUUAGGGAAGCUUGGGGCUCUGCUCCUUUACUGCAAGAGAGCCUGAACUCAAUCAGUGCAAUUUUUUGAAGCAUGGCCUGAGGGAUCCGGUCACUAUCAAGUCAGACUACAAACAGUGAAAGGUUGCUACUAUUGCCAAAUAGGAAAAUUCUGAAGAUACCAAAGCUACACACAAGGAACACGUCAUUUAGCACCUUCACUUUUUGAUCCCUACACCAGACAAUGAGAAGUCACGCCGUAACAAUGCCAACCACUUCGGCCUACAGCUGGCCUUGGUCCUCUCAGGGAGUGAACUUUACAGCUAAUCACAGCAUCCCAACGCCACACACCAUGUCAGGAACAUCAGAUACUGGCUGUGUCAUGGAUGAGAAACUGCUCUCUAGCGUGUUAACAGUAUCCUUCUCUGUUAUUUUCAUCGUGGGACUGGUUGGAAACAUAAUCGCCCUCUAUGUAUUUCUGGGUAUCCACCGCAAGAGAAACUCCAUUCAGAUUUACCUACUGAAUGUAGCCAUUGCAGAUCUCUUACUGAUCUUCUGCCUGCCUUUCCGCAUAAUGUAUCACAUUAACCAGAACAAGUGGACACUCAAUAUGAUCCUUUGCAGGGCUGUGGGAACACUAUUUUAUAUGAACAUGUACAUUAGCAUUAUUUUGCUUGGAUUCAUCAGUUUGGAUCGCUACAUAAAAAUCAAUCGGUCUAUACAACAACGGAAGGCAGUAACAACCAAACAAAGUAUUUAUGUUUGCUGUAUAGUAUGGACAGUUGCUCUUGCUGGAUUUCUAGCUAUGAUUAUAUUAGCCCCUAAGAAAGAAGGCCAUGAUUCCAAUAAUUCCACAAUGUGCUUCCAUUUUAGAGAGAGGACGAAUGCCAAGGGAGAAGCAAUUUUUAACCUCAUUCUUGUGGUAAUGUUCUGGCUAAUUUUCUUACUAAUAAUCCUUUCAUAUAUUAAGAUCGGCAAGAAUCUACUGAGGAUUUCUAAAAGGAGGUCCAAAUUUCCCAACUCUGGUAAAUAUGCCACCACAGCUCGGAAUUCCUUUAUUGUACUCAUCAUUUUUACUAUAUGUUUUGUUCCGUAUCAUGCCUUCCGAUUUGUCUAUAUUUUUUCACAGCUAAACAAUCCACCUUGCUAUUGGAAGGAAAUCGUUCACAAAACCAACGAGAUCAUGCUGGUUUUCUCGUCUUUCAAUAGUUGCUUAGACCCAGUCAUGUAUUUCCUGAUGUCCAGUAACAUCCGCAAAAUAAUGUGCCAGCUUCUUUCUAGACGCUUUCAAGGGGAAGCGAGCAGAAGUGAAAGCACGUCAGAAUUUAAACCAGGGUACUCCCUGCAUGAUACAUCUGCUGCAGCUAAAAUUCAGUCUCCUUCUUAAAUCACUUGAAGUAAACACAUUAAAAAGAAUGAGAAAAUACAACAUCUUAAUACUUUGAAGAACUAAAACCUAUGAAACAAAGCUCUAGCAUUUGCAAAGCUCAGAUGUGCUCAAAGCUUGUUGCAUAUUUGUGAUAUUUCAUUUGCUUAGUUGUAAAAUAUUUCAAGGGCAAGAGAAGCUUAUACUCAUCACUAGAUUUUAAAUCUGUAUGUAAAAUCUUUUCAAAACAUGUUGUUAACACUCUUAACAUAGAUUAUAGAGUUAAGUGAAAUUUAUAGUUUUAACAACAGAAUAAUUAAAAUAUCAUACUUUCUCAAGUCACUAAAGUAGUUACUCAAAAUUAAGCACUUAAUAUUAGAGUGUGUUUCAAAGGUAAAUGAUUUGGAGACGCGUGGAUGGCUUAGUCGGUUAAACGUCUGGUCAUGAUUUAUUUUGAGAGAGAGAGAGACAGAGUGCACAACUGGGGAAGGGGGGAGGAAGAGAAUUCCCCCUUCCCCACUUGUGCACUCUGUCUCUCUCUCUCUCUCUCAAAAUAAAUAAAGUUUUUUUUUUUAAAAGAUAAAUGAUUUGAGGACCAACAACAUGUCAGAAAAUAUGUUCUUUUUCAUUUAAAAAGCCUGUAUAAUUUGCUAGUGUAUUCAUUUAUGCCUGAACCUCCAUAAUAGAUGACAUAAUAAAAUUCUACUUAAAAAUUGAAAACAUUUAUUAUCUAUCACUGCUUAGAUAAAAUAGAAUUUAAAUACUGUACAAUAAAGUCAAAGAACAGAUAAGCUAAGAAUUUGAUAGCCUAGCAAUAGGACUUAAACCCCCACCUUCCUUAAAGCAGAUUUAUGAAUGACUCUGCCAUCUUGGACCACACUUUACUGGAGUAAAAUUGAAGAUAUGCACACCUUAUGAUCCAUCAAGUCUGCUACUAGGUAUACAUUGGACAGAACCACUCAAGCAUGUUCACAAAAAAACAUACAUAAUCAUGCUCAGUGAACUACUAGUUGAUAACAUCAAAAGCUUGGAAACGACCUAAGUUGAGUAUGCAUCAGCAAAGGAAUGGAGAAAUACACUGUGGCUUAUUCACAAAAGGGAGUAUUACACAGUGCUUCAAAGAACUACACCUGCAUGCAUCAACAUGGAGAAUCAACAAAAAACAAUGUUGAAUAAAAAACACCCUCCCCAGACCCCAACUGCAAAAAGGGUAUAUACCAUGUGAAAUCAUUUAUGUAAAACACAAAAACACAUAAAAUACCACAUUAUUUAUGGAUCUAUAGAUAUGUAACAACAAAAUGUGCAUAAUAUACACAACAUAACACACCAACCUAAGGUUAAUGGUUGCAGCUGUAGAGAUUUGAAGCCAACAUGGCAAAAUGUUAAUGUCUGUUAAGCCUCUGUGAUAGUACUUGGGUAUCUGUCAUAUUAUUUUUGGCAUAUUGCUGAGUGUUUGAAAUAUUUUAUAAGAAAACAAAAUUAUAGAUUAGAAUUAAAGGAAGCAAGUUCUGAAAUUUUCGUGUAUGCUCAAAACUAACUGGAGACUAAGCUCCAAGAGAAAGGGGUCUUAUUUAUCAAAAGGGCUCCUGGGAGAUUAGUGUGUUGCAAGGCACACUGAGAUGUAUCCGCUGAAUAAAUGAAUGAGUGGAUGAAUGAGACAAGGAGGGAGGGAAGGGGUGCUUAACAGAAUUGAAAAUGUGGGUGUAUUUCGUUUUUUUCUUGUUUGGUGUAUCUGGAUAUAACUGCACAGAGCAUCAUACAAUUGGAAUCAGGAGAUGUCAUUAAAGGAAGCAUUCUUAAAAGUU
Molecule: messenger RNA, 3180 nt
Organism: Panthera uncia (snow leopard)
Lineage: Eukaryota; Metazoa; Chordata; Mammalia; Carnivora; Felidae
Gene: GPR34
Product: G protein-coupled receptor 34
Exons: 3
Coding region: 254-1396 (380 amino acids)
Biological process (GO): G protein-coupled receptor signaling pathway
Cellular component (GO): membrane
Molecular function (GO): G protein-coupled purinergic nucleotide receptor activity
Source: RefSeq, a predicted model, not a curated record